Molecule: messenger RNA, 2185 nt
Organism: Macrosteles quadrilineatus (aster leafhopper)
Lineage: Eukaryota; Metazoa; Arthropoda; Insecta; Hemiptera; Cicadellidae
Product: facilitated trehalose transporter Tret1-like
Exons: 10
Coding region: 24-1712 (562 amino acids)
Biological process (GO): transmembrane transport
Cellular component (GO): membrane
Molecular function (GO): transmembrane transporter activity
Source: RefSeq, a predicted model, not a curated record
GCUGCGCUGGCCUCCAGAACAACAUGGACUUACAACAGGACUGCACUAACAGACCAGGCGGUGGGGGUGGAGUUGGAGUGGCUGGGGAGAAGAAACCAGACAACAACCACAACCACAACCACAGCUUCAACCACAAGGAUGGUGCAACCACCGAGCCAAGCGUGGCAUUCACACCGAGAACUACGCACCCUCUGCGCCAAGCUCUGCCCCAGGUGCUUGCUACAACAGCCAAGAACAUCUUGCUGGUGGGCUAUGGGAUGACUCUUGGCUUUCCCACCAUAGUGAUCCCUGCCAUCAUGUCUGUGGACCCCCUAACCAACAGCAAUAUCACCAACACAGCUGGUAACAUGACUGACAACAUCGUACAUCAUCACGACCAACUUUACCUCACCAAGGACCAGAUCUCGUGGUUCAGUAGUAUCAACCUGAUCUGUGUGCCGGUGGGUAGCCUGUUGUCUGGUGUUCUAACGCAGCCGUUCGGCCGCAAGCCAUCCAUGAUCACGCUCAACCUUCCGUUCAUCGCAGCAUGGCUUGUGUACCACUGGGCUAGCAGCGUGGCCAUGCUCUACACAGCUCUUGUCCUCACAGGCUUCAGUGGAGGUGUGCUUGAAGCUCCUGUGUUGACAUAUGUUGCUGAGAUCACACAACCACAUCUCCGAGGCAUGUUGUCCGCCACUGCCUCCAUGUGUGUUAUUCUCGGAGUGUUUCUACAGUUUGUCCUCGGUAUCUUCCUACCGUGGAGGUCCGUGGCUCUGGUCAACAUAGUGUUUCCCAUCCUUGCUGUCUGCGCACUCUGCUGUGUUCCAGAGAGUCCUCACUGGCUUAUUGGCCAAGGCAGAAUCCGUGAAGCAGAACGAUCGCUCCAAUGGCUCCGAGGCUGGGUGACUCCGGCGGAGGUACAGACAGAGCUGUCCAUGCUGGUCAAGUCCAUCCAAAGCUCUGCGGCACAGCACCAACAGUCCAAGACCUGGCAGCCUUUUCUCCGUCGCACCUUCCUACGACCCUACGCUAUAGUCUCUCUCGCAUUCUUUGUUGGACACAUGGGAGGCAUGACUACGUUGCAGACAUUUGCAGUGAGCAUAUUUGCAGAACUGGGGACUCCCAUGGACAAGUACAUCGCCACCAUGCUGUUGGGGCUGGUGGAGCUGGUAGGGGCCCUGGUGUGUGUAGUACUGGUACACUGGACAGGCAAGCGGCCCCUGGCAAUGGUCUCCCUGGUUGGCAACACUGUCUGCUUUGUAGCUGUUGCAUUCUAUGCCAAUUGGUACCGCUACAACCAAGAUGUAGAUGACUACAACUGGCUACCUACAGUACUUCUCGUGUCUGCAGCUUUCCUCACCCACACAUGCAUCAGGUUACUGCCUUGGAUUCUUGUUGGCGAGGUUUACCCUCCUGAGGUGCGAGGCACAGCCAGUGGGGCGUCAGGUUCUAUUGGAUACAUCUUUGGCUUCGUGGCUAACAAGACGUACUUCUUCACACUGGACACUCUGUCGCUGGCCGGCACGUUUGGUCUGUAUGCAGCUGUGAGCCUGGCAGGAGCUGUCAUAUUGUAUCUGGUCCUUCCUGAGACCGAGGGAAGGACACUUCAGGAGAUACAGGAGCAUUUUGCGGGAACUAGAAAUCUGAUGAAGGAACGAAGAACAAAGUCCGGGAAUGGUUCCAAGUGGGCUGCGGACAAUCCUGCGCUGGAAAACACAGAAAGUCACCUCUGAUACGCAGACUGUGGAAACAGCUGAUAAAAAGAGGGGUGCGAGGAAGACUGAGAACAGCUGAUCAUAUAAGAAUCACUUUUAUAGUGUUCAAAGAAAGUGAAAUAAGUACUCUAAAAGUCUUCCAACUGUUAUUGAUGUGGGUAAAGAAUAAGUAUUUUUUUAUAUGAUUUUACUAGAGAAACAUGUUAAAGUUUUAAUUAAGUGUCUAUAAAAAACAUUACAAACCUGUCCGAGAGAUGUUUACAAAAAACUAUUUUACCUUUGAAUAAUCGUUUAGAGUUUAUUUGGCUUUUUAUAUUAUUUUUACUACAAUAUAUGUACAUAAUAUCUUUAUUUAAGCAAAUUACCCUUAUGAACUCUAAAGAGUAGCAGCUGAAGCAUGCAAAAUAAAUUCAUACCUUACACAUUAGUAUUAAGAGAUCCAAUCUUUUUGUAGACUUUUAACAGUUAAUAAAUUAUUACAUUUUUAGGAA